Molecule: messenger RNA, 183 nt
Organism: Prunus armeniaca (apricot)
Lineage: Eukaryota; Viridiplantae; Streptophyta; Magnoliopsida; Rosales; Rosaceae
Source: the annotation of a GenBank genome assembly
AUGAAUGCUGUUGGGAAUGGAAAGUCAAUUGACCACAAGGGAAAACUUGAAAAUACUAUACUACCACAGCUAGCACGACGCCUAUUUUCUUACAAGAGUGAUGUGGGGAUCUCUCACGUAUCAUGGCUUAACCCAUAUGCCACAAUUAAAAGACGUGGGAUGAUCAAAGUUCCCUCCCACUAG